Messenger RNA from Cyclopterus lumpus (lumpfish), 1181 nucleotides. Its product is annotated as arrestin domain-containing protein 3-like. Gene Ontology annotation, biological process: protein transport. NCBI's taxonomy places the organism in Eukaryota, Metazoa, Chordata, Actinopteri, Perciformes, Cyclopteridae. Bases 29 to 1105 code for a protein of 358 amino acids. The record is from RefSeq and is a predicted model, not a curated record. Gene Ontology annotation, cellular component: cytoplasm; plasma membrane. The transcript has 6 exons.
UUUUCCGCUGCGUAUUUCUUUGAGGGAAAUGACAAUUAACAACUUCGCAAUUGAAUAUGAUGCCAUAAACAGCGAAAACACCUUCACAAAUGGAGAUACCGUGAAUGGGAGAAUAAUCGUAGAGGCUUCUAAGGAAACCAGAAUCCAAUCGCUUGUUUUUAUAGCAAUAGGAGAAGCUCGGGUCAGAUGGAGUGAACAUUACGGACAAUAUCAUACUGUAGUGUACUGGGCCAAUGAGAAAUAUUACGAUGUCAAACAACAUAUCUUGAGAGAGGCAAGACAAGACGGCAGCGAGUUCAUUGGUAAAGGAAGACAUGCAUUUCCUUUCGCCUUCAAGAUUCCUGAAAGGAAAAUGCCAUCAUCUUUCAAAGCCUGCAAAGGCAAAAUUGUUCAUAAAUUGAAGGCAGAGCUUAAACAAUCAAUGAAGCUGAAAAAAAAGGCAAAAACCCACUUUACAUUUGUGUCCAAAGCAGACAUGGAUAUUCCCAGACUCAUGAAUCCUCAGCAUGGGCGUAAGGAUAAAUCUGUCAAAGUCUUCGGCUCUGGAAACAUUUCAAUGGAUGUUCACACCAAGCGGAUGGGAUACAAGCAAGGCGAGGCUCUCCAAGUCACAGUGGAAGUCAGCAACCACUCAACCCGUUCAGUGAAGCCCAAAUUCAUACUGUAUGAGAAGACGAGUUUCUUUGCCCAGGGCCAAAGGAGAGUUUCCACAAAUAAUAUCCUUAAGCAGAAGAUUGAGUCUAUUGCAUCUGGGAAAGAGACUGUGACCAAGGUGAUCACCAUCCCCAGGGAACUACCUCCCUCCAUCUUGAACUGCUCCAUCCUCAAGCAUGAGUACAGGCUGAAGAUCCAUCUAAAUCUCAAAUAUGCUGCGAAUCCAGAGAUCAAGCUCCCUAUAGUCAUCCUACCUUCCUCUGAGGUCCCCGCUAUACAACAACCACCUGCUGCUGCUGCUGCUUUUGGAUUUGAAGCGUUUGGGGACCAGGACCAAGGACCCUGGAGCAUGAAGCCUCAACCACAACCAGCACCCCAAGCUGAGGAUCCCCCGCCUCCCUAUGGAGCACAUGCAAUGUACCCUCCUAGCAACUAUUCAAGUGCACUGUAAAUACGUCACAGAUAUGGCCGUGCAUUCAUUUAACAUUGGUAGAUGCAAGAUGGAAUAAAGCUGAUUCUGAUUCUGA